AUGGAGAACGAACAAGGUUUAGGUCAUGGAUCUGUUCCUCAACAACAUGCAAGGGAUCAAUUGAACUCUGGAGUUGGAAAUUCAACUAUUGGAACUGGAAAUCAACCAGCUGGAGUCGACUAUAAUCAUCCUCUAUUCUUGUCUCCAGCCGAUGUGAGCGGUAUUCAAAUCAUCUCAUUUCAACUCACAAGUAUUGAGAACUACUCAAUAUGGAAUCGAUCUACGCGUGCUGCGUUACUAGGAAGAAAUAAGCUCGGUCUAAUUGAUGGUUCAUGUAAGAAAAAAAAAUUUCCCAAAAUUCUAUGGAAUCACCGAGAGAGAGUAAAUGCAAUUGUACUCUCGUGGAUUAUGAAUUCUGUGUCUAAAAAUCUUCUUGGAGAGAUUAUGUAUGCAUCUUGUGCCCAAGUAGUUUGGGAAGAUUUAUUUGAGAGGUUUAAUAAGGUAGAUGAUUCAAGGUCAUUUAAUCUGCAUAAAGAAAUUGCAACAUUGUCUCAAGGUACUGCAUUUGUUUCAGUAUACUUCUCAAAACUUAAGGAUAUGUGGGAAGAGUUUGAAGCCUUGGUGCCUGCACCAGGUUGUGAUUACCCUAAAUAUAAGGAGUUUGUGGUAUAUCUUCAAAAACUUAAGAUGUAUCAGUUUUUAAUGGGACUUAAUGACUCGUAUGCCCAAACUAGAAGUCAGAUUCUAAUGAGGAGUCCAGUACCUACGGUUAAUCAAGCUUAUGCUAUGAUAAUUAGUGGUGAAGGUCAAAAGUCAAUAACAAAUGCCACAGGAAUUUUAGGUGCCAAUCCUGCAAUGAUGUCAGAUAAGGGACAUAACAAAGAAAAUUGCUACAAAAUAGUGGGCUAUCCACCUGAUUAUAGACCAAAAAAGAAAGGGGGAGCAGGAACUAAUGUUGCCUACAAUGUCAUGACCGACAAUCUGGUGCAACAGACAUAUAUUGCUUUUAAUGAUGCAAGAGGUUCUUUACAGAGUGUUAAUAUGAAUAUAAAUCAAGGAUAUGAGGACAAAGGGUCUGUGAAUGGACUCAAUUUCAGCCAGUUGAAUCAGAUGACAGGAUGCACAUUCUCAAAAGAGCAAUAUGAUCAAAUACUUCAACUACUUAACAAGUCUGGAACUAGUCAGUCUUCAAGCACAAUUUCAACUCCUGCAGCCAGCAAAGCAGGUAUUAGUUGUGCUUUGUUGGUUUCCAAUAGUCUUCAAGAGUGGAUAAUAGAUACAGGAGCCACAAACCAUAUGGUGGCUAAUUUGAAUAUGCUAAAUAAGUCUAUUGUGGUUCAGUCUGAAAAACCAAAGAAGAUAUUCAUGCCAAAUGGAGAUAUUUCCUAUGAACUCUUCAGUAGGAAGGUGAGGGUGAUUGGUAGGGAGGAUGAUGGACCCUAUAUACUAGAAAGACAAGCUGUUGGAACAUCUUUAGCAGUAACAACUGGAAUAAAGGAAAGUGACCAGAGUAACUCAACUACAACAAAGGAAGUGGAUCUUUGGCAUAAGAGGUUUGGUCAUGCUUCAUCCACAGUUCUUAAAAAGUUACUUCACAGUAAAACUGAUCUUAUAGUUGAUACUAUAAAGCAAUGUUUUGACAAAAUUGUUAGAAUUAUCAGAACUGAUAAUGGUAUUGAGUUUAUAAACUCAGUAUGGAGUGAAAUGUUUAAGAAAUUUAGGAUUGUUCAUCAAACUUCAUGUGCUUACACUCCUCAACAAAAUGGAGUUGAUGAAAGGAAGCACAGUCACAUUUUAGAGGUCACCAAAGCAAUUAGAUUACAAGCUGAAAUACCUAUAAGAUUUUGGGGUCACUUUGUAACUGCUGAUGUUUACCUUAUAAACAGACUUCCAAGUUAUAUCAUCAACAAUAAGACUCCCUAUGAAAAGCUAUAUCAGAACCACCUUGCUAUAUCACUAGAGUGCUAG
Molecule: messenger RNA, 1908 nt
Organism: Nicotiana attenuata
Lineage: Eukaryota; Viridiplantae; Streptophyta; Magnoliopsida; Solanales; Solanaceae
Exons: 4
Coding region: 1-1908 (635 amino acids)
Biological process (GO): DNA integration
Molecular function (GO): nucleic acid binding
Source: RefSeq, a predicted model, not a curated record